GAGCCGCAGCAGCCACUGGCGCCCUCCUGGUUGGGGAUGGCCCCCGGUCUGCGGCGCGCCAGAAGCCUCCGGUCGCUCCCUGCGUGGGCGCUGGGCGCGCUGCUCGGGCAGGCGGCACGAGCCGAUGACGUCCUGCAGCUGUUUGGGCACACGGCCGCGCUGGCGGCCACGUCGAGGGGGAAGCCACUGUCCAGGCUCGCGCCGAUCGUUGACCCCACGGGCGACGCCGCCGCCCUCUGCCACGACUUCGAGUGCUCCGGGCCGCAGUCCGCCUGCCGGGACUUCCCGGACCGCGUCUGCGCGUGGUACGCGCCGUGCGGCCACGAGGACCCCCCGGGCCUGCCUGCACAAGCGGCUGCUCCCCGUGAGGUAUCCCGACGCCCAGCUCCUGCUGGCUCUCUUCGCCGUGGCCACGCUGGCCGGGGCCACGGGCAUCGGCGGCGGGGGGGUCAACGUGCCCUUGUUGAUGAUGUUGAGCGGCUUCGACAUCAAAGAGAGGCAGUGCCCAUCUCCCAUGUCGCGGUCUUCGGCAACGCGCUGGUCCAGCUGUUCGUUAACGCUCCCCAGCGGCAUCCAGAGAUGCCCCAGAGGCCGCUCAUUCACCACGAGAUGGCGUGGCUGAUGAUGCCCACCAUGCUCGGGGGCAACUCGCUCGGCAUCGUCGUCGGGAAGAUGCUCCCCCCCACCCUGCUCGUGGUCCUCGCCCUCGUGCUCCUCGCGCUCACCUCCGCGAAGACCUUCGCGAAGGGCAGGGCCGCCCUGCGCAAGCGCGGCCCCGCCGCUCGCGGCGAGCCCUCCAGCGGCGCGGGCGGCGGCUGGCCCGGCGCAGCCGCCGCCGGCGCACUGGUCGAGGGAGGCCGCGGCCCGGAGGGCGACUGGAGAACGGGCACGGGAGUGCGGCCGGCGUGGUGA
Messenger RNA from Prorocentrum cordatum, 912 nucleotides. The record is from the annotation of a GenBank genome assembly. NCBI's taxonomy places the organism in Eukaryota, Dinophyceae, Prorocentrales, Prorocentraceae.